This is a messenger RNA of Hevea brasiliensis (rubber tree), 1018 nucleotides long. Its product is annotated as U2 small nuclear ribonucleoprotein B'' 2. Gene Ontology annotation, biological process: mRNA splicing, via spliceosome. The record is from RefSeq and is a predicted model, not a curated record. NCBI's taxonomy places the organism in Eukaryota, Viridiplantae, Streptophyta, Magnoliopsida, Malpighiales, Euphorbiaceae. Gene Ontology annotation, molecular function: RNA binding. The transcript has 5 exons. Bases 131 to 832 code for a protein of 233 amino acids. Gene Ontology annotation, cellular component: U2 snRNP.
UUUGAAGGCCCGUACACAAUAUCGCUAGGGCUCAGUCAGUUCUUGAGCAGUGACCCUCUUCCUCCUUUACCUCUCUCCAAGAUACACACACACGCAUAGAAGCCAAGCACUCGGUUAGUCGAUCCAGACGAUGUUAACUGGGGAUAUACCUCCCAGCCAAACCAUAUACAUUAAGAACCUCAAUGAGAAGGUCAAGAAAGAAGAACUGAAGAGAUCACUUUAUUGUCUAUUUUCCCAAUAUGGAAGGAUUUUGGAUGUUGUUGCAUUGAAGACACCCAAGCUUCGAGGGCAAGCAUGGGUUUGUUUCAGUGAAGUGAUGGCUGCCAGUAAUGCAGUGCGGCAAAUGCAGGGUUUUCCAUUUUAUGAAAAACCUAUGCGGAUCCAGUAUGCAAAAACAAAGUCUGAUUGCCUUGUGGAGGCAGAAGGAAACUGGGAUCCUAAUGCAAAAAGGAAGAAGAAGCAAGAAGAAAAAGCUGAACGAAAGAGACGUGCUGAAGAAGCUCAACAAUCUGCUACAGCUAAUGGUACAACUACUGAGAGUGGCAGAGGACCAGCUUCUUUCCGACAAGGAAACCGGGGUGAACAGGAAACUGCUCCACCAAAUAAUAUAUUGUUUAUACAGAAUUUGCCAUAUGAAACUUCUAGCAUGAUGUUGCAAGUGCUCUUCCAACAAUAUCCAGGAUUCAGGGAAGUCCGAAUGAUCGAGGCAAAGCCAGGUAUUGCAUUUGUAGAAUAUGAAGAUGAUGUGCAGUCCUCCAUGGCCAUGCAGGCCCUUCAGGGUUUCAAAAUUACUCCUCAAAAUCCGAUGGUUAUUGCUUAUGCCAAGAAGUAAUCUAGAGUGUUGUCUUCUAUUUCUAGCCUUAAUAAAACAGUACUAUAGGAUAUGAGGAUUGAAGAAUUUCUUUCACAACCUGGAUUUAGAUUUAUAAUACAAAUGAGAAUAUUAUACUGAUCUGAAUUUUGUAUCAACUUGACCUUUUAAUGACAUUCUUGUAUGCGAAGUUUGGUGGAGGAACAA